This is a messenger RNA of Fusarium redolens, 297 nucleotides long. RefSeq names its product ankyrin repeat-containing domain protein. The annotation marks the transcript as partial. The transcript has a single exon. NCBI's taxonomy places the organism in Eukaryota, Fungi, Ascomycota, Sordariomycetes, Hypocreales, Nectriaceae. Gene Ontology annotation, cellular component: cytoplasm; nucleus. Gene Ontology annotation, molecular function: protein binding. The record is from RefSeq and is a predicted model, not a curated record.
GGGCAGGAGGCCAUCGUCAAGCUACUGCUCGAGAAGGGCGCAGAUGUCAACGCAAAGGAUAAUGAUGGUCGGACGCCGCUAUGGUGGGCUGCUGAAGGGGGACAUGAGAUCGUAGUCAAGCUGCUGCUCGAGAAGGGUGCAGAUGUCAACGCAAAGGAUAAUGAUGGUCGGACACCGCUAUGGUGGGCUGCUGAAGGGGGACAUGAGAUCGUCGUCAAGCUGCUGCUUGAGAAGGGUGCAGAUGUCAACGCGAAGGAUAAUGAUGGUCGGACGCCGCUUUGGCUGGCCGCCGUAAAA